AUGUCUGACGCUUUAUUCUCUCAAGUUCAAGCUGGUGCCAACCUCAAGAAGGCUGAAACCGUCGACAAGUCUGGUCCAGUCAUUGACAAGGAUGUCCAUGUCAAGGAAAACAACCAUGGUGCCCUCCUCAAGGAACUCUCCACCGAUCACAAGCUCAACAAGGCUGAAACCGUCGACAAGUCUGGUCCAGUCAUUGAAAAGGAUGUCCAUGUCAAGGAAAACAACCGUGGUGCCCUCCUUGGUGAAAUCAAGGCCAAGGCUGCCAACUAA
Cavenderia fasciculata is the source of this 270-nucleotide messenger RNA. RefSeq names its product actobindin (gene abnA). NCBI's taxonomy places the organism in Eukaryota, Evosea, Eumycetozoa, Acytosteliales, Cavenderiaceae. The record is from RefSeq and is a predicted model, not a curated record. The coding region runs from base 1 to 270 and encodes 89 amino acids. The transcript has a single exon. Gene Ontology annotation, molecular function: actin binding.